AAAAAGCUGUUGGUGGAUACCAAUCACUAUGACGACUUCCAUGGAGGCCGACUUUAACAAGACAAAAGCCCAAUCUUGGUUGAAUUGCGAAAACAACAACCUAACCACGCCAUUGGCCAAAGACAACGAGUGGGUCAUCUAUAACAUGCAGAUGGCCGGUUUGUACAGAGUUUUAUACGACACACGAAAUUGGAUGGGCAUUGUUUCUACGUUGAACGAUCCAACCAAAUACAAAACUAUUCACACAUUAAACCGAGUACAGCUGAUCGAUGAUUCGUUCAGCUUUUCACAGGUCGGUGAUAUGGACUAUGGAAUCACUUUCCAACUGUUGAAAUAUCUAAAACACGAAAAAGAGUAUGCACCAUGGUUGGCUGCAUUGGGUGGUUUGGGCCCAAUUAAUAAAUUAAUGAAAAGGACCCCGAACCAAGGAGUGUUCCAAAACUAUAUGCAACGUAUGUUGUCGUCUGUAUACAGCGAAUUCCGAGACAUGGCCGUUGAACUCAACGGAUUUGAAGAAAUCCGUUUUAAAAACCUCGUGACCGCCGAGGCUUGCCGUCACCGAAUAAAAGACUGCACCGAACAAGCUCUGGAGUUAUUUAGCAAGUGGAUGAAAAUUUCAGACCCAGACAACAAUAAUAUAUUGCCUAGAGAACUGAAACCCGUUAUUUACUGUCAAGCGAUCAAAUACGGAGGUGUUGAAGAAUGGGACUUUUUAUGGGAACGUUAUCAGCGUUCAAACGUGGGGUCUGAAAAAGCGAAAUUACUCUCAGCAUUAGGAUGUAGUUCAGAAACUUGGUUACUGAACAGGUAUUUGAAUUGGUCACUUGAUAGUUCCAUUAUUCGAAAGCAAGACGCUGCCACAGUGUUCUAUUCUGUAGCCAGCAGUGACAUUGGAUUUUAUGUGGCAAAAGACUUUUUGUAUCGUAAAAUUGCUGAUAUAUCUGAAUAUUACCAACCUCGAGGUGAUCGUGUAGGUAGAUACGUAAAAGUUAUUGGGUCUCAAAUGAAAACCAAAGAAGAAUUAGACGAGAUCCAAUCAUUCAUUAAUAAAUCGUCAGCUUAUUUAAAAGGAGCUGAUUUGACUAUCAAUCAGACAAUUGAGACUGUUAAAAUAAACACUGAAUGGACUUCGAAGUUUUACCAUAAAAUUGUAAAUCACAUGGUUUAAUAAUCAUUAUUAAUUAACAAUGUUACUAUUAAGCCUGAACACAGUUUGAUUAUUGAAUUAAAAACUGUACAGUUCUCGGCUGCUUCGACUAAAAAAGUUAUACAAAAUAUAUAUCUAUAUAUCUAUACAAGAAAAAUUAAAUUAUACACAUAUACACAUAUACACAUUAUAUAAUAUUUUUUUUAUAGUAUGACAUAGUUACUUCUUUACCUUGAGCUAUGUCACAAUAUGACAAUUUCAGAUCUGUUUAAUUUGUUGGAUAUCUGUAUUUAAAAGUCAUCAUAUUAUACAUAUUUAUUUAUUUUUUAAAACUUAACAUAAUUCUAUGUACAUAAUAUACCUAACUAUGAAGUGUUAUUACUUUUUUGUAUA
Molecule: messenger RNA, 1540 nt
Organism: Acyrthosiphon pisum (pea aphid)
Lineage: Eukaryota; Metazoa; Arthropoda; Insecta; Hemiptera; Aphididae
Product: aminopeptidase N
Exons: 7
Coding region: 29-1168 (379 amino acids)
Biological process (GO): peptide catabolic process; proteolysis
Cellular component (GO): cytoplasm; membrane
Molecular function (GO): zinc ion binding; metalloaminopeptidase activity; peptide binding
Source: RefSeq, a predicted model, not a curated record